This is a messenger RNA of Syngnathoides biaculeatus (alligator pipefish), 4668 nucleotides long. RefSeq names its product remodeling and spacing factor 1a (gene rsf1a). The record is from RefSeq and is a predicted model, not a curated record. Gene Ontology annotation, biological process: regulation of DNA-templated transcription. Gene Ontology annotation, cellular component: RSF complex. Lineage: Eukaryota; Metazoa; Chordata; Actinopteri; Syngnathiformes; Syngnathidae.
UAACGUGGGGCAGUCUGAAAGGGAGUCUCUUGUUCCAUCAAAUAGGUUUCGGUUAAUUAAAGCACCAGCAGCAACAACAACAACAACAACAACAACAAAAUGCUGGACUGGCGCUGUUGUUUUGUAUCGCGAUAAAUUCUUCAUACUUCCAACUUCUCACUGUGGAGUCAAGUUUGAAUCACUCACCAGAGUUAGCAACGUGAAUUGCUUUGAAUGUAAAAUAAACCCAAGCAAGCGACUACGGGAUUUGUUUGAUUUUGAAAGGCUUUCCCGGAAGUUUCGAUGUCCACGGCACCGCUGACUUGCCGGGUCCGUCGUCGCCUCAUUCAUUCCGUUCGCCUCGCAUCCCUCCCCAAGGCAGGCGGCCGCGGUCUGCCCUCCCCUCACGGUUCAGUCCGUCUGGAAAGAUGGCUGCUGCGGCUCUGCUCAGGAGCUCCGAGCCGGCGUUGUGCUCGAGCUUCGCGGAGGUCUGCUCGUUCCUGGAGCGCUACGGGGCCGUCCUCGACCUGCCCGAGAUGACGUUCCCGCAGAUGGAGGGCUACCUGCGCGACAAGGCGUCAGUUCCCAAACCUCUCAUAGAACUCCACGUGAAGCUGCUCCGAAAGCUCGGCAAGACGGUGACGACGGAGCGCUGGGAGAAAUACUUGGCCAAGAUGUGCCAGGAGCUGAACAGCACCUGGGCGUGGGAGCUGGAACAGAACGGCUACCAGGACAUGUCCAUGGAGUGCAAGUCCAGCAUCCUCAAAUAUCUGUGCGAGUGCCAGUUCGACGACAACCUCAAGUUCAAAGCGAUGAUCAACGACGAGGACCCGGACAAGAUGCGCCUGCAGCCCAUCGGGCGGGACAAACAGGGCCUGAUGUACUGGCUGCAGCUGGACCAGGAGCAGAACAUCCGGCUGUACACGGAGGAGCAGGACGACCUGGACGGCUCCACUUGGAGAUGCAUCGUCAGGACCCGCAAUGACCUGGCUGAAGCUCUGGAGCUCCUGAAGGCCCAAGUCUUUCCCGACCUGAACCGGGACCCAGAGCUGAAGCUGGCAGAAUCCAGGAGCAGCAGUCCCGCUGACAGGGAAGGAGUGGACGACGAUGGAAAAGUCAACGACGCCUCACAGGACGGCGGUGCCGGCGUGAAAGUCGAAAAAGAGGAAAAAAGUUUAAAUCAAGACGGAAACGAGAACCCAGCGGCGGGUGACGAGCGCGCGGCGAAAGAGGAGAAGACGGGCGAUCGAGCGCCUCUCUUCGACAACCACGUGAGCACCAUCACCUCGGUCAUCAAAUCCGAGUGCAGAGACGCAUCUGCGGUCGCCGUGACGACGACGGCGGCGCCGGCCAAGCAGGGAGCGAACAAGGAAGAGGAGGCCGAGCGCGCCGUGGUCAGGAGCAGCCAGCAGGCUAAGAUACCGCUGAAGAAGAGAGAACUCAAACUGUCCGAAAGCUACCACGGGCACCACCUCAACAACAACAACAACAGCAGCAGCAGCAGCAGCAUCAUCGUGUGCAACCCCUCCGUCAUCCAGAGCAAGGACGCCUCAGUGGCGCCGCCCGGAGGCCAGAUGCCGUCGCAACCACAGCCGGAGCUGACCAACGGCAGAUCCUCGGUCCCGUCGCGUCACGUGGGCGUCAUCCGCGGCCCGACGUCCAGCGAAGAGAACGGCUGCAGACUGGCAGAGGAAGAGAAGGACACGCAGGGUUCUAACGCAAGAACUGUGGAGGUGGAACGCCAGUCGGUGCUGGUGAGGAACGAGCCUGUCGUCGUGGAGACGCCAGGCGUCCGGAGUCCGGGUCCGAAGACGAAUGCCGACAAAGAAGCCGACGAAAGUGCCCCUUGGAGAGCCCCCGCCGACUUGGCGACGCGAGGACUUCACUCGCUCGAAAAAGGAAGCAAAGAUGAACGCCAGGAGGAGUCCAGUACUUUAAAAAAAGAGGAGGAGAACCAGGAGGUCAAGCAGGAGAAGGAAGAGGAAGGAGGCGUCAACGGCGGUCCAGCCGAUCAGUCGAGCGAGAAGGGCGUCGGGGAGAAGACGCGACCGCGACAGGAGGCCUCCUCGGAGCUCCAGAAGGAAGGGAUCCGCUUGAAGAUCAAGAUCCCGCCUCAUCGCAGGAACAAGAUGAAGGCCAAGGAGCAACAGAAGGAGGCGGCGGAGGGCGAGGCCUCCCUCAGGAGGUCGGCCAGGAUCUGCAGGCCGAGCUCCAAGGCGGCCGAGAGCCCGAAAAAAAAGAGAGGCCAAGAAAAGCAUGCAAGAGAAGAAGAGGAGGAGGAGGAGGAGGAGGAAGAUGAGGAAGAAGACGACGACGAGCUGAGCGUCGCUGCCAAAAAGGACGGAAAAGGGCAAGCUGUCGUCCUGAUGAAAAAGCGCAGGGGUAAGCGGAGACACCGGCGCCCCCGCUGGUCCAAUAUCCGCACCAAGCGCCGCAAACUCAACGAAGAAGACGAGGAAGCGGCGGAGAACGCCGGAGCGGCCCGGGAGGCCAGCGACGGGGGGAGCCACUCGGACGACUCGCACCGGUCCGAGGACCUUCCCAAGGAGGACGCCUGCACCCGCUGCGGCCUCCCCAACCACCCGGAACUGAUCCUGUUGUGCGAUUCGUGCGACAGCGGCUAUCACACGGCCUGCCUCCGACCGCCGCUCAUGCUCAUCCCGGACGGCGAGUGGUUCUGCCCGCCCUGCCAGCACAAGCUGCUGUGCGAGAGGCUGGAGGAGCAGCUGCUGAACCUGGACAGCGCGUUGAAGAAGCGAGAGCGUGCCGAGAGGAGGCGGGAGCGGCUCGUGUACGUGGGGAUCAGCGUGGAGAACAUCAUCCCCGGAGACGAGGAAGAUGAAAAGACGGCCAAGAAGAAAGAUGACAAGAAGAGUAAACAUUUGGGAAGGAGGUCCACCAGAACCAGGAAGCACAUCAGCUACAGAUUUGACGACUUCGACGACGCCAUCGACGAGGCCAUCGAAGAGGACGUCGGCGACGUCAACAGUGCAGGGGGAGCCAGAGAGACGGUCUCGGCCACCUUGACCGAGUGCGGCGCGGUGAGUCGCCGGCGCCAGAUGACGCUCGCCACUCGGAACAGGAAGCGGCGGCGGCUGAACGACUUGGAGAGCGACAGCACGGCGGCGGAGAGCGAGGACGACUUCACGCUCAGCAACAGUUCCGAGGAGGAAGAAUUCGGAGGGUCGGGGGCCGACGACGACGACGAGGAAGAUGAGGACGGGGGCAGCUGGGACGGCGCGGCGCGGCAGAAACGGGGGGCGAGAACGGCGCCCAAACACAAAGCCGGCAGGACCGCGCACAAAGUCGGGAGGCCGCCGGGUCGACGGCCGCGUCGGCGGCGAUGCUCUUCUGAGGAAGAGGAGGAGGGCAGCGACGAAGACUCGGAUCAGUACAGCGACGUGUCGGACAAAAAGCGCGGCGGGCUGAGACGGGGCCAGCGGCAGCAGGUCAACUACCGCGAGACUUCGGAGUCCUCGGACAAUUCGCGCUCGUCCGCCAAGAAGAAAGAAGCGAGGCCGCGGGGGCGACCUCGCAAGGAACGUCUCUCCAGCGACUACAGCGACGCGUCGCCUUCCUCGCGAGAAUCCGAAGAGGAGGACGAGGACGGAGGCGGUCGCAGGAAGAGGAAGCGAGAGAAGCUCACCCGACUAAGAGAAGAAGACAUCCGCGCCGAAGCCGGCCGAGACCAGGAAGAGGAGCGGGAGGGAGGCGGCGGCCGGCCGAGGGGGAAACCGCGGCGACGGAAACCUUCGGAAGACGACGAGGACGGGGACGAAAGGAGGAGCGUCCGGCGGGCGGGGAGAGACGGCGAUGACCCGGAGAGGAUGGGCAGGGGGAAGAGGCGGGAGAUGUUGUUCCAGCAGCGCCGCAAGCGGCUGGCUCAGAUGCUGAAGAAGCGAAGACCUUCCACGGACGAAGACGACGACCGAACCCCGGAGUCGGAGUCCUCCUCCGAGGAGGACCGGCCCGUCCGCAAGAGACUCAACCGCAUAGACUCGGACGAGGAGGAGGCCAAAGGGGACAGUGACGGCGGGGAGCGGGGGCGGGGGCGGGAGCGGGGGCGGGGGCGGGGGGGGCAAAGGGGACACGACGCCCCCCCCAGGGACAAGUGCAACGGCCCCUCGCGAGAGGAGGAGGAGGAGGAAGGGGGCGACCAAGAGGCCCGCUCGGACUCGUUUAACUCUGUCCACAGCAGUCCGCGCUCGUGAUCUGUUCUUCCUUGGUUGGACUUUCCAGACUGCAACGGGUCCCAAAGGUUAGGUCCAGACCGGGGAGGGGGGGGGGGGGGGGGGGGCAUUUUUUUCCCCCAGGACCCCCACCGACCCCAACCCGUACGCAAAACGCCAAUCAAACGUAACGGCCACAUGUAGCCCAAGUAAUCGCCAGAAGAUUUUCUUUUUUUUUUUUUUUUUUUUCAAAGUUGUACAUUUACAAUAACAAAUUCAUAUUUUUCAAAGAAAAAAAACAGUGGUAAUGUUAUGAUGAUAAUGUCUUCUCUUUUUUUUAGGUUAAAAAAAAGUCCAUCUUUACAGAAACAGAUUUAUUAUGAUUUGAUAAAAAAAAAAAAAAGUCAUAAUAUUAUGAGAAAUAAGUCUGAUUUGUCUGAGAUAAAGUCGGACUUUUUAUUUCAAUGUCAUAAAAGCGAUGAUCUAAAUCCAGAAAUGAAAUACAAACUGUUCCGGGGAC